UCACCUGCUGGGACGAAGACAAAGCAUUUCAACGCUGCACAAUGCAUUGUCACCGCUGCGCGCUCUUCUUAGAUUUCCUAGCGGUUUCAGCUUCUAGCGUUCGCCAUCGGAAUACCAACGUUCUGCAAUCGAACGUCUUGCUCGAUUUGCACGGUCCGGUCCAUCCCAAUAAACCCAGGUCGCAGGAAUCGGAAUAUAACCAUGCCCAUAUACCAUGGUAUGUACAGCCAGCAGCAACUGCAUGAUCUUGUCAGCGCUCCACAGUCUCGGAGGUACAGGUACCUGUCAGCGGCGCAGAUUGUUGAUCUUGCAUCCAUCGUCACACAGUCGCCGAUCCAGCGCACUCAGAGCGACAGGACGGACGGAGCGGAGGCCUGCGGAGCCUUGCGAAAGCCUAUGAAUCAGUUUCUCCGUGACGCAAAGGUGCGGACAUCGCUCUGCAAACUGCACGACAGACUGAGCGAGCUGGCAGUGGUCAGUCUUUGGGAAAGACUUCGAGAGGAUAUUGACCGCGAAUUGAAGGAGACAUGGAUGCCAAUGCUGCAUGAUGAUCGCUUGUCGUCACUACACGCCCAAUAUGUCUGCCGAUUGCUGAGGUACCCAUGGUAUACAGGAGCGCGCGAUUGCGCUGCUUGUUCGCUGGGUCAGCUGGGCGGUGACACGGAAUUGUUGUUGGCAAUGGGAGCUGUCACCAUUGCUACACUGCCGCCUAAGCACUGGAAGCAGAGCAGGCGUAGCUUCUUCCUGGAGUACCUGCUGCAAGAAUGUGUGGAUCCACUCGAUGCGGAGAAUGUGAAGCAAAAGAUGUUCAAUGUCGGCGAAGCGUUUCGCAUGAUGCGUCAGGCAUCACGGCGUCCAUCGACAACUGGUGGCAAUCGGUCUAACAUCGAUUAUGCCACCGUGAACUACCAGCAUAGGGCCAAAAGCUGUGAGCAAACCGCGCCUGUGCGGACUGCUCCCAACGAGCAACUCCCACACGUCCACUACGGACGCCAGAGCAAAGCGAUCAUGUGGAGAUUGCAAGGCGAAUAUUGCUACUACGACGUUAAUUAUGGGCCGUACAUAAUGGCACAGUAAUGAUAUGUCUCCCGCCACCAGGUCAUUCUGAAUUUAUAUAGCAUUAGAGCAUACCAGUCACAGUGCUUGUCGGAGACGACGUAGAAAAAUAUGCAGUCAUUCUCUGCCAAAAACCCAUUGUUCCAACCGUCCUUGCCACGUUCGCC
Molecule: messenger RNA, 1223 nt
Organism: Baudoinia panamericana UAMH 10762
Lineage: Eukaryota; Fungi; Ascomycota; Dothideomycetes; Mycosphaerellales; Teratosphaeriaceae
Exons: 1
Coding region: 202-1077 (291 amino acids)
Source: RefSeq, a predicted model, not a curated record